This is a messenger RNA of Budorcas taxicolor (takin), 1101 nucleotides long. RefSeq names its product methyltransferase like 24 (gene METTL24). NCBI's taxonomy places the organism in Eukaryota, Metazoa, Chordata, Mammalia, Artiodactyla, Bovidae. The coding region runs from base 1 to 1101 and encodes 366 amino acids. The transcript has 5 exons. The record is from RefSeq and is a predicted model, not a curated record.
AUGGCGCGGGAGAGGCUGCCCGGGAGGGGCUGCUGUGCCCUGCGCCGCUGUCUGCUCGCCGCCGCUCUGCUGCUCGGCCUGCGGCUCUGCGCGGAGCUGCAGCGCGCCGGGCCCCAGCCCCCAGCCCUCAGCUCCCCGCCAGGCCAGGCCCCCCGACCGCCCGGGUCGCACCUGCAGCCCGCGCCCGGCCAGCUGCGCGGCGCCAGCCGGAGGCAGGUGACCUACGUGCGCAGCGGGCGCCGAGCGCCGGCGGGGGGCGGCAGGAGUGGGACGCCGGAGCCUGGCUGCUGCGCCCUGCGCGGGCGUCCCCGCCUGAAGGGUCCCCGGUGGCAAAUAGACCUCCAGCCUUGGGCAGGCCCUGCUCGCUCCCUGGAUGAAGAAGCCUUGAGGUUCCUGAGAUACAUCAGCACCAUUCAGAUUGCGUGUGAUCACAUGAGCACAGACAGCCUGGCUACUGACUCCAGCCCUACAGAGAAGCCCUGGCUGGUCUGUCUUGAUGACAGGUUUGGCUUAGUUCAUCAAAUCCGCAACAAGCAGUGCCGCCUCUAUUCGUUAGGCCUAGGAAGUGAUGAUACCCAUUUUGAGGUUGGCAUGGCCAGCAAUGGAUGUGAAGUGCAUCGUUUUGAUCCUAGUGUUAAAUCAGCUCAUGUUCUGGAAAGUGAGCAUCUUUGGUAUCACCGUUUGUCCAUCGACUGGCGGGACCCCCAUCCAGCUGUUGCUGCCCAAAAACCGUAUAGCAACACCAGAAAACUGGGAACCAUUUUGAAUGAAUUUGGGCAUCACAAGAUUGAUGUUCUCAAAGCAGAUCUGGAGAGCGCAGAAUGGAAAGUUUUGGAAAAUCUUAUUCUGGAAGAUGUCCUCGAACAAAUUGGACAGCUCAUCUUUGAGAUCCAUCUCCACUGGCCCGGGUUUGAGGUCAGUGGCAGUGACAGCAGUGUUGUGCGGUUCUGGUACAGCCUCCUCAAAGAGUUAGAACUACAGGAUUUCAGGCUUUUUCACAGUUACAAAGAUUUAUCUAAACCUCAGCUUUUCCUGAAAAAAGAUAUUUUCAAUGCAAGUAGCUGUUAUACUCUGGGUUGGGUGAAUACAAGAUGGAAAUAG